AUGCUGAACGAAGUGGUUGCGAUAAAUCCCUCAGAAAAAACGGAGGAACGUCCGCCGUCCAACUGCUCGGGAAAGUCCGCGACGUUGAGCACCGGAAAUAAAAACGCCAGGAGUAGAAUUCCGACGACCCGGCUCGGGCGAAGUGCCACGCAAGGUGACUCGUCAAACCAUCACUCACCGUGCGAGGAGUCCACCAACGGAACUAGCUCCAACAACAACUCCGCUCGCCGUCCAACCAUGAAGACUUUGGCUCCACCGUCGUCUAGCAAAAAACCACCCGCCGCGAUAGCCGCUGAUAAACGCCAAAUGGAAAUUCAGUUCAACAGCAAGAAGAAACGAUACGAGAUGCUGAAGAGCACAUUAGCCGACAAGGAAAAAACGACGGAGGAUCUGUACAAGGAGAUGUCGACUCUGCGCGAGAAGAUAAUAGCGGCCGGCGGCAAAGACCCCGGCAAGAUCGAGGACCCGAGAUCGCCUCCCCUGGUGGACGGUCCCAAGCAGAAGUCGCCGAUGCCGCCGAUGGAGACUGACUCGUCGCACGAAUUGGCCGAGAAGCGAUUGGCAGCGAUCAGCGCGGACGAGUCGGCGAUAAUCGGCGUGUCACUGCUGCAGAAUCAGCUGCAGGAUCUCUGCGAUCACUCUCAACAGCUGUGUCAGCGCGCGCUGGACAAGAGCUCGUCGUUCGCGUCCCUCGUCAAAUCCUGGAUGACAGAAUCGAGUCGAUACGAAGUGGGCAGCGUGUUGGCGCCGCUCGACGCGGAGUUGGAGACGCAACUGACGAUCCUCGGACGGGACAACGAGGACAUGAGGACGCGGUUGAACGAGCUGGCGGCGAUCCAGAAGGACCUCGUCGCCGAGCUCGCUAGGAGAUCCUCGAGCCUGAGCGGCGAGUGCGACAAUUGUCGCGGGCGCGCAGACGAGCCGCCGAGCGGCGACCGGAGGGACCUGCGGGAGCAACUGAGUGCCGCUCUGGAGGAGCUGAGGACGGAGCGCGACAAGGCGAAUCACGGGAAGGACAAAGCGAGGAUGAUGGAGCUGCAGAUGCAGAGGGCGCGCACCAAAAUUCGCGAGCUGGAGGGCCAUGUGGUGAACGAGGAGGUGAAGCUGCAGCAGCUGCAGAACAGCGUCAAGUCGCUGGAGGCGCAGCUAAGGCAAAAGGAUCAAGCGAUGGAGCAGAGGAUAAAAGAUAUGCACAAAGCGAUGAAGAGCAGCGAGAACCUGGUGUCGAAGAUAGAGAAGCAGCGCGACACCCUCGAGACACGGAUGCUGGAACUCAAAGAACAGAUGGCCUGCAAGGAAGCCGAGGCAAGCGCUAUCAUCAAGGAGUUGUCGGAGAAAUUCGAGACGAUCGACGUGGAGGUCAACGAGGAAAGAGAGAAGAGGCAACAGGCUAAGAACGCUCUGAUCGAGAUGGAAGAACGCUGUAAGCGCCUCGAGGAGAAGAGUCAGCUGCUCUGCGACCUUGCCAGCGAGAAGAGCAACAAUCUAGUUGUGACAGAUGACAACCUACACACGGAGAACGAGGUGCAUUUGUACAACGAUCUGAAGGCGGCCCGAGCCGAGAUGGAAAAGCAGCAGCGGAAGAUCGAACAGUUGGAGGCUGAGAAGCAAGAGAUCGUCGCCGUGAUGCACAAGGCGGCCAGCCGCGACAACGACGACAACGAGACGAAGGACAAGCUGGCCGUCGAGCUUAUGGUCAAGACCGAGGAGCUUCAGAACCUGGUGCUGGAGAAUUGUUUACUUCGGGAGGAAGUCGAAUUCGCGAAAAAGAAGAGGGAUGAGUUGGAGAAACAGUUGUCCGAGAUUCAACAUUGCCUCCAUGCAAAAUCAAAAGAGGGCGGCAGCACGGGACUCGAAGCGAUCGAGCUACAACAACAAGUCAGCGACCUGCGGAACAGCCUGGCUCAGGUCAUACAACAGAAUCAAGAGCUGGAAACCAGCUUGACCCAGACGCAACUAGAAUUGGAGCAACGCGAUCGCGUGAUGCGGGAACAAAGCAAGUUUCUCAAGGCCAGAGACGAGUUGCUGACCAUCCUCAAGGGGAAGCAGCAGACAAGCGUGGACAACAAUCCCUUUAAUGAGAACUACGAAGACAUGGACGAAAUCAACAGGCAGAUCGCGGCGAAAACGGAAGCGAUUCAGGAACUGUACGCCACAUUGGAGAGCAAGCAGAUGCAGGUGAUGCGACUAGAGAAACUGGUGAAGCUGCUGGAGGACCAACAGGAUCGAGCACAGGCGCAACGCACGCGGCUCGAGCAUCGCAUCGCUCAGCUGGAAAUGAACCUGCGGGACAAAGCGAAGAACAGUAAUCGGAAUAGAGCCUUCGGCAUCCUGUAAGAAAUCUCUGUACUCGUCACCACAGUCCACUUAACGUAUCAAUCCAUAACUCGCAGAUCGGAUCUAACAACAAAUCAUUAACAUGUACAUCGUGAAUUUCAUAUAAAGCGCUACGCUCGCAAAAAUUGUGUGUAUAGUUUAAAACUUCAUACGAUUACUGUUUCUAUGUUUUGAAAUGUUUAACAAAACGUGUUUAUAACCUACUAUUUGUAGAUCCCAUUUAUUUUAUAUCACAAUGUUUUUAUCUUGUGCAUUUAUCUUGUUGCAUAAAAAUAUGUACAUUUUAGAAAUAUAUUAAU
Molecule: messenger RNA, 2636 nt
Organism: Harpegnathos saltator (Jerdon's jumping ant)
Lineage: Eukaryota; Metazoa; Arthropoda; Insecta; Hymenoptera; Formicidae
Product: probable DNA double-strand break repair Rad50 ATPase
Exons: 11
Coding region: 1-2337 (778 amino acids)
Source: RefSeq, a predicted model, not a curated record